This is a messenger RNA of Erigeron canadensis, 1278 nucleotides long. RefSeq lists its product as uncharacterized. Lineage: Eukaryota; Viridiplantae; Streptophyta; Magnoliopsida; Asterales; Asteraceae. The record is from RefSeq and is a predicted model, not a curated record. Bases 263 to 1108 code for a protein of 281 amino acids. The transcript is spliced from 3 exons.
AUUCUAGUAAGUUGUUUUAUAUUUUUGUCUUGCACCACAUAUUAGAAUCACUAUUCAAUUAAGGUAUUUCACUUCACUUUGAGUCCAAACAUUAAACGCAUCCUUUUUUAAGGUUUUGCGUAGCUUCCCAAGCUCCCAGCUCACUCUUCAUCUUUUUCUUUUUUUAAAUAGAAGUCACCCACUAAAACGUCAACUGCAAUCCAAGGAUUUAGUUGAGAAUUAGAACAAUUCCUUUCGGACAGAUACACAUAUAUAGAUUGAGAUGUCAUACGGCGGUAAGCAUCAACACUCAUUUAAAGCAACAUCUACCAACCAUCCCUAUUAUUGCGGGGGAUGUGAUCAGCUGGGUUUCGGAUCUAGUUACGCAUGUUCCGAGAGUGACUGCAACGUAGUUCAUCACGUACAAUGCGUGGACCGUACAAAUGGGCCUGUGACAUACCCGUUCUCGAUCACUAGCAAGUGCGCUCUGGUGUUUGUGGACCGCAUCAAUGGACCUGGGCAGAAGUCAUUAUGCGAGGCUUGUGGAAACAAAAUCAAAGGGUAUCACUACAGGUGUAAGUGUAUGGUUACGAAACGUAACAUGCACCCAUCGUGUUUAUUAAAUUACAAACCAACGUUGGUAGUCGCACGCGGGCUUACGUUGGAACUGAAGAGCAGGGCAACUGCGAAGUGUUUGCAUUGCUCGAAAAAGAAACUUUCUUCUAAGGUUGAUGGAUGGGCUUAUGUUUCUACAUGUGGGAGUUAUUGUUAUCAUGUUUCAUGUGUGAUGAACAUCAUCCAUGAUUCUUGGACACAAGGGAUUACUGAAAAAUGUGAUCCUUUUCAGACUAUAAAAGAAAGGUUUCCUGCAGAUAAGAAUAGACUUGCAACGUCGGAGCACGCACCGAGUGGGAAGAAGUCCAAGGCGGCUCUUAACUUGAUAAUUAGCAUGAUCACAGGAAGCCCUUCGGGUCUUGUUGAUAGCGCAAAAGCGCUCUUCAUUUUAGUAAUGUUUUGUAUGAUCGAGGAGAUUAAAAAGCGUGAAGCAAGUCAAAGAAAGGAGCUACAUGAUUUGAAAGCAAAUAAUGAAGCCGAAACGAAGCGUCUAUCGCCCCCUAAAUCCCUAUGAUGAAGCACUUGCCCAAUAUGACACCAUAAACUUAAAUCUCAAAGCUUAUAAAAGACUCGUCAGUUGGAAUGACUGUAUUUUUUAUUAGUGAUGAUAUUAUUUAUUGUAAUUUUAUUAUGUGUAUUUAUGUAAAACUUGAUGUGUAAAAGAUUAUAGAGCAUAUAUAUAUA